Messenger RNA from Fomitopsis serialis, 810 nucleotides. Its product is annotated as maturation factor. The coding region runs from base 55 to 477 and encodes 140 amino acids. NCBI's taxonomy places the organism in Eukaryota, Fungi, Basidiomycota, Agaricomycetes, Polyporales, Fomitopsidaceae. Gene Ontology annotation, biological process: negative regulation of Arp2/3 complex-mediated actin nucleation; actin filament debranching. Gene Ontology annotation, cellular component: actin cortical patch. The record is from RefSeq and is a predicted model, not a curated record. The transcript has 4 exons. Gene Ontology annotation, molecular function: Arp2/3 complex binding; actin binding.
UGCCUCGUCCUCUACGCGACCCUCGCACCAGCCACCACGCCCACUCCAGCAAGCAUGUCCCACACCGUCGACAUCCCGCAAGAGCUCAAGGCGUCCCUGCGCAAGUUCCGCUUCGCGCGACGCAACGCGGGCAGCGCAGCGUUCAUCGUCAAGAUCAACAAGCAGAAGCUCAUCAUGGAGGAGGUCGAGCAGUUUGACAACAUCAGCAUCGACGACCUCGCAGAAGAGCUCCCGGAGAACGCGCCGCGAUACGUCCUGCUCUCGCACGAGCUCAACCACGACGAUGGCCGGAAGUCGUUCCCGCUCGUGCUCAUCAACUGGGCGCCGAGAUCGAGCGAGAUGAGCUUGCUGACGCUGCACGCGAGCGGGUUCAUCGACUUUCAGAACACGGCUGAUGUGAGCAAGGUGAUUGAGGUGCGCGACGGCGCGGAAGGCCUCACGCAGGAGUCGAUUGACGCGAAGCUGCUCCAUGGGUGAUGAGCAUGAACGGGCUGUCGUAAGUAGCUUUGCAGUGUUGUACGUUGAUCAAGAGAAGAAGUCAGGAUAUUGUAACAUGUUUCGACGCAUUCUCGGCGGCGUGGCUAUUGACCGUCGAACGCCGGUUUCCAGUGGUACUCCUACUGGCAAUGGGCAUCGUCGUGAUGCCCCGAGUAACCUAUGUACUUAGCAGGAUCACAUACGCAGCAUGACACAGGAAAGCGUUUUCGGUGAGUGAUGUCCGUCCGCGUCUGACCUAAGGGUGCUUUGACGACGCGAUCGCAGCGGUAGCUAAGGCUGACUGUUCUCAGACCAAGUCCAAUUGACUCUGUA